GACGCUCAGCCUCUGAGACAUGCCCGGCCAGGCAAAAAAAACACAUAUAUUUUUUAAAAAGCCACUAGUUUAUACUUUCAAUUCCAACCCAAUACCACAGGAUUCUGUCAAGAACUGUGAAGUGUCUGAGAUUUAACCUACUUGUUUGUUAACAAGUUAGCUUGCCACAGUUUCACAGAUGCUGGCAGAAGACAUGAGACUUCUGGGUCAGAAAUGAAAGACAGUUUAUUGCUCAUAGCAAUAGCCAAAGUGUCAAUACUUUCUUGUACUGGCUCACUUACACCCAUAGGGUGAUGCAAAUGCACAGGUAUUUGUGUCUCCCAUGAAUUUAGGGAACCUAAAUCUUAUGUAAUGGGCAACAAGCAUGCCUGCCCUUUGCUCUGAAGAGAGAAUAUCUCUGUCUUUAAGGCUGCUCAUAAACAUCUUGGAGAAAUAGUACAUAAACAUCUUGGAGAAAUAGUACAAAAUAAUAGCACUUAGUGCUUCCAAUGGCAAGAUGUACAGAUACAUGUAAGACUCAAGGAGAAUUGUUUCCCAUCAAGUUUGGCCAUUUCUUAUUUGUAACUCCUUUCUCCAACAAUGAGAAACCUGUUUCUAGUGUUUCAGUAUUUUUUUACUCAUAUUCUAGAAUACAUGUAAAGUAGUUUCAGACUUGCUAGCUCAUACUUAUAUAAAACACAAAUUUACUAACUACAGUAAAGUAUUUGUGUGCAACUUUUCUUCUUUAGCUUUACAGUAUAGAGUCAAAAAUGGUUUCCAAUUUUGCUCUUUUCUUUGCCACCUCUUCAAUGUAGUUUUGUUACUCAUUUUUAUGUGUUUAGCUUUGUGUGUUACACUUUGGGUUCCCCAACAUCUCGGUUGCUUGUUGCAUGUCACAGUAUUUUGAGUAUGAAAACAUUAAUGUGGUUCCUGCCUACCCCCUGUACAUAAUCAGCCUCAUUAGUUUCUGCUUUAGCCUUCUGCUGCUGCUUUUGCACAAAUGAGCAGGGACAUGUAUUCUUUCGAAUGAUUUCCUUUUGCGAUGGACCUAGAGAUUAUGAUGCUCUUUUUCCAAAAGAGGAGUCCAGAGGACGACUGGUCCUUUUCUGCAAAUAUCAAAGCCAUGGCUCAGGAGUCAGUGGUGUUCAGUGAUGUGUGCAUAGACUUCUCUCGGGAGGAGUGGGAAUACCUGAAUGAUGAUCAGAGAGAUUUGUACAGAGAUGUGAUGUUGGAGAAUUACAGCCACCUGGUCUCAAUGGGACAUUCUAUUUCUAAACCAGAUGUGAUCUCCUUCUUGGAGCAGGGGAAGGAGCCCUGGUUGGUUGACAGAGAAGUGACAGGAGGCCAGUGUCCAGUCCUGGGAUCAAGAUAUGAAACCAAGAAAUUAUUUCUGAAGAAGGAAAUUAAUGAAAUAGAGUCAGCCCAGUGGGAGAUAAUGGGAAGACUUACAAGACAUGACCUUCAGUGCUCUAAUUUCAGAGAUGAUUGGGAAUGUAAUGACCAGUUUGAGAAACAACAUGGCUCUCAGGAGGGACAUUUCAAUCAACCAAUAUACACCCAUGAAGGCAUGCCCACUUUUAAUCAGGAUCUAUCCUUACAGCAAAUAAUUCAUAAUAAAGAGAAAUACUGUGCAACUAAGGAGUGUAGACAUGACUCACAGCUUACUACACAUCAGAUAAUUCAUACCAUUGACAAACCCUAUGAAUGUAAAGAAUGUGGAAAGACCUUUAGACAUCCCUCAAGACUCCGUCACCAUCAGAAAAUUUAUACUGGCAAGAAACCCUUUGAAUGUAAGGAAUGUGGAAAAACCUUUAUUUAUGGCUCAGACCUUACUCGACAUCGGAGAAUUCACACUGGUGAGAAGCCCUAUGAAUGUAAGGAAUGUGGGAAAGCCUUUAGUAGUGGCUCAAACUUCACUAGACAUCAGAGAAUUCACACUGGUGAGAAGCCCUAUGAAUGUAAAGAAUGCGGGAAGGCCUUUAGUAGUGGCUCAAACUUUACUCAACAUCAGAGAAUUCAUACGGGCGAGAAACCCUAUGAAUGUAAAGAAUGUGGCAAUGCCUUUAGUCAGAGCUCACAACUUAUUAAACAUCAGAGAAUCCAUACAGGUGAGAAACCCUAUGAAUGUAAGGAAUGUGAAAAGGCUUUUCGUUCUGGUUCAGACCUUACUCGACACCAGAGAAUUCAUACUGGUGAGAAACCCUAUGAAUGUAAGAUAUGUGGGAAAGCCUAUUCUCAGAGUUCACAACUUAUUAGUCAUCAUAGAAUUCAUACUGGUGAAAAACCGUAUGAAUAUAGGGAAUGUGGGAAGACCUUUAAUUAUGCCUCACAACUUAUUCAGCAUCAAAAUUUGUACUGGUGAUAAACCACAGAAUAUAUGAAAUGUGUGGGAAGGCUUUUAAUUACAGCUCAAAACUAUUCAACAUCAGAGAAUUAUCUUGAUAAUCAUCCUUCUAAAUAGGAUAAUGUAUAAGCAUGUUAUUUGUUGACUACAGCUUAUUUAGCCCAAGAUAAAUGUAGGAAAAUCAACACCCCAUAAGUAAAAUACAUUUUGGAAGUUCUUUAAUAAAAUUUGUUUUUCUCUUGACAUCAGAUAAUUCAACCUAGCAAAAAUUAAAAAUGACAGAACUUUUGACACCUUUAUAACCUUAAACAUCAGAGAAUUCAUGCUGAAAUGUAAUCCUGUGAUUUUCAUUUUCUUUCCCCUCCUGAUUUGUCUGUAGUUAUUAUAUUCUUAAUCUUAGUUCAUCUUAAAUUUAUAUGACUGUAAAGUCCAUCUGUUUACAUCAUGGUUUGUAAAAUACCUAUAUUUUUAAAGUACCUUUAAUAACAGAGAAGUGACCUCUUUAUUUCUGAAGAUGACUUACAUUUUGCUCUUUACAAAAUUUAGGCUUUCUUAUUGUAAAAACAUUCAUGAACAACUUUGCACUCAGUAAAUAGAUAUCCUUUUAAUGGCUUCAUGGUGUUUCAUUAUGUUUCUAUAAUAGCAUUUUAUUAAAUCCAUAGUGAUAGACAUUAUUGUUUCUUCCAGAGUUUUUGCCAUCAUACACAAUGCCCUGAUGGACAUUAUCCCUUGGUAUAUCUUUUUAUCAUGUCUUUUAUUUUAAUUGCAGAAAUAAUGUAUGAAUAUAUUUUCCUUAUAAAGAUUGAAACAUUACAAAUAAGACAAACAUACCCUUUGACCACUAUCCUUGUACCCAUUUUCCUUCCCAAAGGAUGUUAUCUGUUUAGUAUUUAUCCCUCCUGAGAUUUUUGUUUGUUUGUUUUUAUACAUGUAUGUCUCAGUAGAAAUUAUAAAAUGGGGAUAAUCAUAAUACCUACCUCAUAAUUUUGUGUAAGGGUCAAAUAAGACAAAAUGUUUAGAAUUAUGCAUGUCAUAAUAAAUAGAUACUCACUGAAUGUUAGUCAUUGUUACAUUCAUUGUUGUCAUUAGUAUUAUUUGUUGAAAGACAACUGUUUCUGGAGACCUUACUCAACAUAAGGCAAGAUAUGGAAUUGAAGAAUGACCUAUUGAGGGUAAUGAAUUAAGAAGUUUUUCUAUCAUUUAUUUCUUAUGGAACAUGAAAUCUUGGGAUUUGGUGGGGAAAGUAAUGUGUGUAAUACAUGGGAAGAACAUUAUUCAGACUAGCAUCCUUUUAACUACUUAUAAUACCUAAUAUUAAAACAAAUAAGAAUAUAGACAAAACAUUGGUGACACUUCUGGAGAAAAAGUGUGAAAGACAAACAGCAAUUAGGUUUGAAAAAUGGAUAAAUAGAUAUGGAAAUAGAUAGAGAAGCCUUAGAGGUCCUGACUGAAAAUGCUGUUCUGAACACUCUGCUGCUCUCUGAUACACUUGGAAACGUAGACAAAAUUAUUUUUAGGAGGAUUAAAGCAGCCAGUGUUGACUCAAAGAAAAUCAUCUCUUGGGAGACUCUUACACACAUAGGAAAAGGGGAGUUUAUGUGAUUACAGAAGCUAUUAAUUGACAAAGCACCAAACCUAAUUUUUUUCAGGCAAAACAUUACCAAGUGUUCAAGGAAUUUUGAUAUAUUAGUAGACAUGACAUACAAACUUUAAUAAUCUUGCUGUUAGAUGUGCAUUAGGAGGACACAAAAAAGGAAACUCUUUUUCAGUAUCAUCCAUGAAGUUGUUGCAAGCAUACUAAAGAAAUUAGCAAACUGGAUGUAUCAAAAGAAUAAUGAACCUGGUUGGGACAUAGUUAAGAAGGAUGCCCAGUGGCCAGUUCCAGCUAACUGAUGCUGUGAGGAAAAUCAGGCCCUGUUUGCCAGCUCUUCUGACUUCCAGAGAACCCAGAAAUCUACAUUUUUUUAAGUGUGUGAUGGCUCUUGAUUUUUAAAUGGCAGCUCAGAUUUAAAACAAAAUAAACCACGAGGACAGACAAAGAUAUGUCAACUCCGCAGGUAGCAAGUGGGUUACUUGCUACUUGGGUUACCUUUCUGGACACUAGAGCAGUGAGUGUGCUAAAGGCUUGCAGGAGGAGAUUUUAAUUGUGCAAAUGCCUUGGUAACAAGGAAAUUUAAGAAGGGAGCACAACACAAGGUAAUUUACCCAGAAUAUCUUGGAUGUGAACAGUUUUAGAUUAAAAAUACAGAGAUAAAGUAGCUAACCUCCAAGUAUAAAUUCUUUUUAAAAAAUGGACUUGAUUCAGCCUCAAUAUUGUCUACAUGUUUUUUUAUUAUUUAUUCUAAGCAUUAUGUCAGUUAAAUAGGAUGUACAGUCAUGUGCCACUUAAUGACAGGGAUGUGUUCUGAGAAAUGUGUUGCUAGACAAUUUUAUUGUGUGAACAUCAUAAAGUCUUACACAAACCUGAAUGGUGUUUCCUACCACACAUUUAGGCUAUAUGGCAUACCACUGUUGUACAUGCAGUCAGUUGUUCACUGACACAUCAUUAUGAGGAACAUGACAGAAUUUGAGGAUUUUUGCAUCUCUGUUUGUAACAAUAAAUAGGUUUGUAGGAUUCA
Messenger RNA from Miniopterus natalensis, 4941 nucleotides. Lineage: Eukaryota; Metazoa; Chordata; Mammalia; Chiroptera; Miniopteridae. The record is from RefSeq and is a predicted model, not a curated record.